Molecule: messenger RNA, 2523 nt
Organism: Dipodomys ordii (Ord's kangaroo rat)
Lineage: Eukaryota; Metazoa; Chordata; Mammalia; Rodentia; Heteromyidae
Gene: Gk5
Product: glycerol kinase 5 (putative)
Exons: 15
Coding region: 1-1548 (515 amino acids)
Biological process (GO): triglyceride metabolic process; glycerol metabolic process; glycerol-3-phosphate biosynthetic process
Cellular component (GO): mitochondrion
Molecular function (GO): glycerol kinase activity
Source: RefSeq, a predicted model, not a curated record
AUGUUGAGCAAUCAGCCAGGCACCAGUGACUCACACUUCAGGAGGCACCGCCCCAAGACCUUGAAACGUUGCUCAAGAUGGAGGAGGGGGUCACAUUCUGAUGCUGUAUGUGGUCACCGUAAACGAAGGUCUGCGAAGAAGCCUGUGGUAAGGAAGGACUACAGUGCAGACGCAGGAGCCGUCUGCUUCUCGAGAGCUGGUGUGGGGGCUAAGACGAUUGCCAUGUUUGAGGGUGUGCCCCGUCUCCUAACGUGCUUCUGGGUCAUCUUCCCUAGGAAGACAGGGGUUCCCUUUCACAACUUCAUCAGUUGGCAAGACACCAGAGCAUCUGAGUCCGUCAAGUCUUUGAAUAAUUCUCUUCUAAUGAAGCUAUUGCAAAACUCCUGCCGACUGCUUCACUUGGUCAGCAGAAGUCAGCGAAUGUUAACCAUGAGCCGCUUUGUCUUCACCACCCAGCAAGCCUGUCCACGACUGAUGUGGGUUUUGCAAAACGUACCAGAGGUGCAGAAGGCGGUGGAGGAAGACAACUGUUGCUUUGGGACCAUCGACACCUGGUUGUUGCACAAGCUCACAAAAGGUUCGGUCUACGCCACAGACGUCUCCAAUGCUAGCACCACUGGAUGUUUUGACCCAUUCAAGAUGUGUUGGAGCGGGCUCAUCACCUUCAUGACCUCCAUCCCGCUCUCUGUCCUGCCCCCCGUGAAGGACACCAGCUACCAUUUUGGAUCCGUGGAUGAAGAGAUAUUUGGUGUUCCCAUCCCAAUAACUGCCUUGGUGGGCGACCAGCAGGCGGCCAUGUUCGGGGAGUGCUGUUUCCACCGGGGGGACGUGAAGCUCACCAUGGGCACGGGGACGUUCUUGGACAUCAACACUGGAAACCGCCCGCAGCACACGCUGGGAGGCUUUUAUCCAUUGGUUGGGUGGAAGAUUGGACAAGAAAUUGUGUGCUUAGCCGAAGGCAAUGCGGGGGACACGGGCACCGCCAUACUGUGGGCUCAGAAGCUAGAUCUUUUCACAGAUGCUGCUGAAACGGAAAAAAUGGCCAAAAGUUUGGAAGAUUCAGAAGGAGUUUAUUUUGUCCCUUCCUUUAGUGGAUUACAGGCUCCCUUAAACGACCCCUGUGCAUGUGCAGCCUUCAUGGGCCUGAAGCCUUCUACCAGCAAGUACCAUCUUGUCCGUGCCAUUCUGGAGUCCAUAGCAUACAGAAACAAGCAGCUGUACGAGCUGAUGCAGAAGGAGAUCGACAUCCCGGUCACCACCAUCCGGGCGGAUGGAGGUGUUUGUAAGAACGGAUUUGUCAUGCAGAUGACGUCAGACCUGAUCAAUGAGAAUAUCGACAGACCCACCGACUUCGAUAUGUCCUGCCUAGGUGCAGCUUCUUUGGCUGGCCUCGCUGUGGGGUUUUGGAAUGACAAGGAGGAACUGCAGAAGCUGAGAAAAAGUGAGAUGGUUUUCAGGCCACAGAAGAAAUGUCAAGAGUAUGCACUGCACAUGGAAAACUGGGUGAAGGCCGUGAAGCGCUCCAUGAACUGGUAUACCAACAUGUAGCGCUCAGCACCCCAGGAGGGAGGAUGGAUGAUGGACGUGCUGAUAAGCCAAUGAGCCACCACCGCUCAGGGAUUCCCACCCCACCAACAGAGGACCACAUUUAAAAUGGGCUUCACAGCCUACUCUUAAACAGUUGCCAACAACAAAAGCCCAUCUCUUUUUAAACCCAUAUCUUGAUGAAAUUAUAAGGCAGAAUACCUCAAGAUUUUGUCUUCUGUUUUCUAGCCUACCCCAAAGGACCAUCAGCCAUUUCCAACUGUAUUUUCACAGUGUGAGUCCUCCUCUGGUUUUGUGUAGGCUAAUCCCUCUGAGAGCAUAAGUGUUCUGGGUCAAGCACUGGUCACAUUUUGUUCUGAAAUGAUGCAAAAAGUAUUUCUUGAAUUCUUUAAGUGGGCUAUUUGAAAUCCAUAUAACUAAAAAGAGAGGAUAAGUGAGAAAAAUGUAUAAUUUUAAAUUAUUAGUAUGUGUAAAGCCAUAAUGUUUCUAUGUCCCAUCCAAAAAUGACCCAGUAUGUGCCAGAUAAGCUUAUUUGAUAGCCAGUGCUUGCUUUUCGUGAGCAUAAAGAUACUGCCUUAAUUCUGACUCUUGCAGUUCAAAUCUAAGCAUUUGUUAUAUGUUGAAAAACACUGAGAACCUAAUUGUAGUUCAUUUUAGUUUUGUUACUGCACAGGAUGUUAAGGGCUGGUGUGAUCAUGCACUCCUGUAAUAUCCCAGUACUCCAGGAGGAUUAAGAGUUGUAGACAAACCUGGGCCACAGAGGGCCUGUAACAGAGGAUGUUUAUCCUUGUUGUGUGUGUGUGUGUGUGUGUGUGUGUGUGUGUGUGUGUGUGUCAAGGUUCUUGCUCUGGAGCUCAAGCUAUUGUUGAACUCUUCAUUCUCUCACCUCAGCCUCUCAAGUGCUGGAAUUUCUGCCUUGAGCCAGAGUGCUGAACUCUGUGACAGAUUCUUACUGAAUCAAAAAAAAACCACCCCAAA